Messenger RNA from Hymenoscyphus albidus, 4164 nucleotides. NCBI's taxonomy places the organism in Eukaryota, Fungi, Ascomycota, Leotiomycetes, Helotiales, Helotiaceae. The record is from the annotation of a GenBank genome assembly.
GCAGUUUUGUGAUGGAAGCACUCAACUGUGUAGAGAAUCCUUCCUCUACUUCAGUCUCAGUAUCUCAUUAAGCUGGCUGCAUGCGUGUUUGUCCUAGGAGGUCAGUGUCUUUACCCCUCGAAACCGCCUCGACUCCUGAUAUCUUCACCGGGCGAACGCCGUUACGUAUACAGCUUCGAGUACCUUUGCAUCCCGCUUCAUUGGCAUCGCAUUGCUCGACAGCUACCUAGGUACCUACAGGUAUAGGGCUGACUUGCAUGUACAGCAGCUUAUCUUUGAUUCAUUCUGCGUUACACAAGGCUUCCAGCUACCUUGUUUUCCAAGUCAAGGUAUGUCUACUACAACUCCUCCUCCUUUUCACACAUCGUUGCCUCUUCUCUGGCGCAUCCUUGGGAGCUCAAUAUCAUGGUUACACAGUUUCCACCCUUGCGAACCUGUCAAAUUUUAUCUACCGUGCUUGUCAGCAUUGCUUUUGCCGUUCUCCUUUAUCAAGUAUUAGGCAACCAAGGGUAUGCCAGUGGAGUCUUCAUUUUUAGGCCCAUUCUUGGAUCGUCUAGCACAUAUUGAAGCGGAUGACCUUGCUCCUUGUUAUUCACGAGUGAUGACUAGUGGUUCCCUCUACUGCGAAUCUCUCACUUUUCCGUUCUUCUUGUCUUCUUGUCGUCUUGAUCAGAAUAACUACCGAUUACAUGUCACAGGCUCAGCUCUAUUACAAAAUUGGAAAACUCCCUUCGUAGGAGCAUUACUACUACGAUAAAAAUGCCCAGCCAGAAGAGAAAGACGAGUUUCCGAACUAUCCAGCAGUUCAAGACCGAUUAUGCACCUGUUUCCAUCACUCAGUAUGUAUCCGAGCGAACUGGGAUGCAUGUCGUGGUGACCGACCAAAAGGGACCCAAGGUAAAUGGCUACUUUACUCUCGCAACAGAGAUUCUUGACGAUUCUGGAUCUCCUCACACUUUAGAACACCUGGUUUUCAUGGGUUCUCGGAGCUACCAAUACAAAGGUCUCUUGGAUAAGCUUGCUUCACGAGCCUAUUCAAAUACCAAUGCCUGGACCGCCACAGACCACACAGCUUAUACCCUAGAGACUGCAGGGUGGGAAGGAUUCGCUCAAAUUUUACCCGUCUAUCUUGAGCAUGUCAUCUUGCCCACCCUCACUGACGAAGGUUGCUACACAGAAGUUCACCACAUUGAUGGAGAAGGAAAUGAUGCAGGUGUCGUCUAUUCAGAGAUGCAAGGCGUACAAAAUACUGGUGGUGAGAUAAUGGAUAUUCGGGCAAGGCGUCUUUUGUAUCCAGAAAAUGUUGGCUUCCGAUAUGAGACGGGUGGAUUGAUGGAAAAUCUGAGAGUCUUGACAGCGGAUCGAAUCAGAGCUUUCCACAAAGAAAUGUACCAGCCCAAAAAUCUAUGUCUCGUUCUUGUGGGGGAGAUUGACCAGGACGAGCUUCUUCAAAUUCUGGAAGAAUUUGAGGAUAGUAUUAUCGAUGAUAUUCCUGCGCCUGAUGCUCCAUUCAAACGGUGAGUAGUACAGAUUCUUUGGAAAGUUUACCCGAGAUUGUUUUCUAACGUUUCCAGACCUUGGGUAGAUUCUCCGCAACCGCCUGCUUUGAAAGAGACUAUUGUCGAGGCAGUCACGUUUCCUGAAGAGGAUGAAACCAUGGGCGAGAUCUCAAUUGGGAUGUUCGGGCCCGAUUGCAAUUCUCCAGUCGAAACAGCAGCUCUGACCGUUCUACUAACAUACCUCGCUGGAUCCUCCAUCUCCAUCUUGGAAAACAUCAUGGUGGAAAAAGAGGAGCUCGCUAGUGCCAUCUACCAACAGUGGGAUGCAAGACCAAAUACAGUCAUUUGGCUCCAACCUUCUGGUGUUGCAACCGAGAAGUUGGCGCACGUUGAGAAGCGACUUUUUGAAAUUCUGCAAGAUGUUACAUCAAAUCCUCUAGACAUGAAAUAUAUGCUAGAUUGUAUUAGACGAGAACGAAGAAGGGUCAAAUUUCAAGCAGAAAGCUCCACCAGUUUCUACGCCGAUGGUAUCAUCAACGACUUUCUCUUCGGAAGCCGCGAUGGUUCCACCCUGAAAGACAUGUCCACCCUCGCUGAAUUUGAUACAUUGGAAACAUGGACCGAUCCGCAAUGGAGAGACUUUUUGGGAAAGUGGGUAACUAAUGCACCCCAUAUUUCACUCCUCGGCACACCAUCUAAGGAGAUGGCAGAAAAGAUCAAGACAUCCGAGGAAGAGCGACUUGCUGCACGACGCAAGGAACUCGGGCCUGAAGGUCUCGCAAAACUCGCAGAAAAGCUGAAAGAAGCUGUUGCGAAGAAUGAUACUGAAAUUCCUGCAUCUGUAUUGCAGAAGUGGCCUGUCCCUGGUGUAGAUUCGAUUCACUUUAUCGAAUCAACAACGGCAAGAUCUGGUCUUUCUAAAAAGCUUGGUAAACCAUCAAACAAUAUCCAGACCAUAAUCGACAAAUCAUCUGAAGACAUUCCGCUCUUCGUCCAGUUUGAGCAUGUUCCUAGCAAUUUUGUCCACAUUACGGUUCUUCUUGGUACCUCUCAGGUCGCAACUGAACACCGCCCUCUGCUGCCAUUGUUCAUGGACAACUUCUUCAAUACACCAGUCGUCAAAGAUGGGAAGAAAAUCGAGUUUGAGCAGGUCGUUACUGAGCUCGAACAGGACACUGUCAGCUAUUCUAUCAAUGGGGGAGGUCGUGUUGGAUACUCCGAAGGUCUUGUUAUUCAAUUCGUGGUUGAACGCGACAAAUAUGCUACAGCAAUUGAAUGGAUUCGAACCAUGAUGUUUGAUAGCAUUUUUGACGAGACCAGACUGAAGGCUGGAAUUUCCAAGAUUCUUGCCGAGGUACCUGAAUCCAAGCGGAGUGGCAAUAGCAUGAUGAGUAGGUUAUGUUCUAUAUUACAAAAUCUUCGCCGGAUACACAUGUGCUGACUAUGUCUAGAUGCUGUCGACUCAAUGAUACAUAUGGACAAAGACUCAAAUCUCAAGGCUCGCGGAACUCUUGUAAAGGCGGUCUACAUGAAGCGACUCAAAAGUCUUCUGGCAAAAGAACCUGAAGUGGUAAUUGGUUGGCUUGAGAGUCUCCGAAAAUCACUUUUCACAUUUCAGAACAUGCGAGCACUUGUGAUUACAAACAUUGAGCAACUACCAAAUCCCGUCGACUCAUGGAAAUCUCUGAUUGCUGGAUUGGAUGCUACAAACCCACUAUUACCAGUCGUAAAACUGGAUCAACGUCUCAGCAGUGAUGGCCAAAAUCCAGGUAGCUAUGGAGCGGUCAUCGUACCUAUGCCAACAAUCGAUUCCUCCUUCCUUCUCUCCACUGCGAAAGGACCCAACUCAUACCUGAGCCCGAUUCUUCCAGCUCUGCAAGUCGCAACAUCUUUCCUCGAUGCUGUAGAAGGACCUAUGUGGACAGCUGUCCGUGGCACCGGUCUCGCAUACGGUGCGUACUUCCGUCGGGACCCGGACGGGGGAUUCGUUUCCUUUAACAUCUACCGCUCCCCUGACGCUCUACGCGCCUUCAACGCAGCCAAAGCCGUUCUGGAGUCCCACAUCGAUGGCACCGCGAGGUUUGAACAAUAUGCCCUCGAAGGUGCGGUUAGUCAGAUCGUCACGGGUUUUGCGGAUGAACAAUCUACCAUGGCUGCCGCAGGGCAAUUUCACUUUGUAGAUAGCGUUGUGAGGGAGGUGGAUGAUGAGUACAACACGAGGACUCUGCAGAAGGUGAGAGCGGUUACCGUGGACGAGAUCAAGGCUGUAAUGAAGGAUGUUCUGUUGCCUAUCUUUACGCCUGGCACGGCGAACUUGGUGGUCACUGCUGCGCCGAUUAUGGAGGAGGUAUGUUUGCUUUCUUUAUCUUAACCACAAGACCUUUACUGAUUUUCAUCUAGGCGCUUGUGAAGGGCUUUACGGAGCUUGGAUUUAAGACCCAGACUCAGCCUCUGUCUGCUUUCCAGGAGAGUUAUGGACUUGAAGGUGGGGAUGAUGAAGACGAGGAUGAGGAUGAGGACGAUGGGGAUGAAGGGGAUGAGGAGACUAGUGAUGAUGAAUGAUGAAUUCUUUCUUUUGCGUGAGGAGAUUGUGAGUAUAGGUAUAAAAGAUAGCUAGCUCGUUUCAAGUCUAUUAGAAUCUAUAGUACGUUCUCAAAUCUCGAUA